ACCUUCACGACCGCCAACGCAUCGCACCGGUCUCGGUGAACCUCGACCGUGGCAGUUGGUUGUACUUGGCAUUUUGGGGCACAGCAGCUAUGGUAUUUGGUGAAGCUCUACCAUUGGCCGACGUCUUUUGGGCGCCGGAUGAGGACAGUAUCGUGGAUGACAGCGAGAAAGAGCAGAGGAAGGCGCGAGGAACGGGAGGAUGGCAGGACAUUGUGAGGUCGAUCGGAGCUUUCGUUGGACUUGCGUUCGCCAUUCGGAAGCUUCCCUGGCAGUCGACAUUGCAGCUUUCGCUCACGCUCGCACUUGUUAACCCGGCACUGUGGUACCUGAUCGACCGCUCUCCUCCAGGUCUCAUCCUCUCUGGACUGGUUUCUGUCGGCGGCACGGCGAUUAUACUGGGUAUCAAUCCAGCUCUGGUACCUUCACCGUCACCGAUCGAGCUCUUACAAGGCCACGUUGGAAAGCGCGGGCUUGUCAACGGCACUGUGAAUGCGUUGCAGGAUGAGGGCCACGUCUUGGGCAUUUUCAGCCAUGAGACGGUGGGAGUUGCGACUUGGAUCGCCAGCGUACUGUUCGUGAGCGCGGUGUGUUUCGGCAACAUCGGUCGGCAACUGGCGCCGCAGAAGGCGUAGAGUAGUCCGAGUGGCAGUAUAGAUGAGUAAAGCGUGACAUUCGCAUUUGCGGACGUG
Zymoseptoria tritici IPO323 is the source of this 689-nucleotide messenger RNA. RefSeq lists its product as uncharacterized. Gene Ontology annotation, cellular component: endoplasmic reticulum. Bases 90 to 632 code for a protein of 180 amino acids. The record is from RefSeq and is a predicted model, not a curated record. Gene Ontology annotation, biological process: sterol biosynthetic process. NCBI's taxonomy places the organism in Eukaryota, Fungi, Ascomycota, Dothideomycetes, Mycosphaerellales, Mycosphaerellaceae. The transcript has a single exon.